AUGCAUCUGGACAAGGAAGACAACUACAUUAUAGAUAAGAAAAAGAUCGAGAGUGUGAACAAAUAUAUUUAUACGAAGUUUCCCACAUUUGAACUUCACAAGAAAGUAAAAAAUUACAACAAUAAGAUAUCCGAAUUGAUGAUAGAAAAUGAAAAGUUAAAAAAGUAUAAAAGUAAUUUGGAGAAAAGGAUAAUAAGAGGUAACGAAAAUUUUGAAGUCAAUUUUAUGAAGUAUGAGCUAGCCAUUUCGAAUGCGUUACGUAUUGGCUAUUCAUGCAUAUACCUAUGCAACGCACUAAAUAAAAUUAUAGACAGGUAUAAGAUAAGCGUCCUAAGGGAGCUACACAGAAGAAGAGAUCAAUUCAAAAACAAUCUCAUAAAAUCUUACAUGAAUAAAAACUCGUACGAUAAGUUAUUCAUAAAUAGUAUGGUUAUGAAGAUAGAGGGGGUAUACCAAAGGAACAGGAACUUUGUCACUAUCGUUUUGGUAAUCUUGGUGAAGAAUAAGUUGAGAGAUAUUUUCAAAUUUUUCGUCUGCAAUGUUUUGGGGAUUCCCACUGGGGGUUCCUAUACCUUGAAUGGUUUGUCCUUUGGCAAAGGAAAUUCGAACAGAGCGACAUCGUCUAGAAGGGGGAAUGACCGCUAUGUGCAGCUGACCAUGGAUGCAAGAAUCCAGUACACAUCCGGGUUUAUAAAAUUAAUGGACGUUUUAAAAAGUACAGUGUACGGAACAGUUAGAGUUUACUUCAUCAUCUUGAAGAGGCAUAAUGAUGAAUACGAUUUGUAUGCACGUGGUGUGUGGAAGUCCUUCCCACUUAGCAAAAGCGAGAGAAUUGAGUUUUCCACGAACAGUGGAGACGCGAAUACAGAUGCAGUCCAAAAUUGUGGAAAACAAAAGGGUAAAAGUCGGAAUGAUAAACUAUUUAGGAGUUAUGACUCUUUGGUGGGCAAUAAAUUAAUUGCCAGAGGGGACAUCCAGGAUGAUAAGUCUAACUUAGAAUAUAACCGCUCCAGCAAUAGCAUCUACUUGCCCCACCCGAGUGACGUGUACAAUUAUUUGUACUACCAGGAACUGCUAAACAUUAAGGACAAGUUAUCAGCCAGACUUAUGGAUGAUGAAAACAGCGAUUUAGUAAACUAUAUCAAAUUUAUGGAGACAAACGGGGAAGUAUACUGUUUGAGGGGAAAUGGGAAGGACAGGGAUUCAUCGGUUGUGAAUGCAACCAAUAAGAGCAGCGCUAUAGGGAACUCGCCUAUACAAAGUUGGUUACCACAGAGUAAUAAGUGCCCACGCACGCGGGCAAAAGAAAUAGCUUCCCCGUUCUCUGAUCAAGUGACCACGGUGCCAAAUGAUACCAACCUCGGUUUUCAUGACAGGGGGCGUGGCGACGUCCACAGGGGCAGAGUUGUUAGUUUUUCCUUAUCAGAUGAAGGGGGUAAUCCAAAUGUAGAUAACAGUUUUUAUGAGCAGAAAAAAAGAGUCGGAUUUAAUAUAAAGGAGAAGGUAAAUUAUGCUGACUUAGAAGGUUUGCGGAGAUAUGGGUUUAAUGGGGAGGAAGACAAUAUUCUGAACGGGCCAGGCGAAAAUAGUGGUGGGGUUCAAUUUAUGGCUCGCGAGGAGGGGUACUCUCCGCCGCUGAGGGAGGGAGAAGUGGAUGACGGGUAUUACGCCGCAGACGGGAAUUACACUGUCGACGAAAACAUCAAAACGAUGGUCUCGUUCAGCGACAUGGAAAACAAUUUCAGGAGCAUAAUGUCGAAGGCCAGCGAGGGUAAUGAGAAUGUCCCCGAGGAUGAGGCCUAUGAGGGCAAUCAAAAUUUGUGUGAACAAAGUGUUGUCAACAUAAAGCAUGGGUUGAGUAGAGUCCAGGACAAGAAUUUUAUAUGGCUUGUAGGUGAAGGCCCACCGGAUGAUAUCGAAGUCAACCGUAUGGGUCAAUAUUAUUUUGGGGAGGAUGAGGGGUAUGGUAUGGAAGUGGGGUAA
This is a messenger RNA of Plasmodium fragile, 1983 nucleotides long. RefSeq lists its product as uncharacterized. The record is from RefSeq and is a predicted model, not a curated record. The transcript has a single exon. The coding region runs from base 1 to 1983 and encodes 660 amino acids. NCBI's taxonomy places the organism in Eukaryota, Apicomplexa, Aconoidasida, Haemosporida, Plasmodiidae.